AUGGCCAUGUUAUGGCGGCUCAUGCUGGUCCCCCUGGCCAUGGCCAUGGCCAGUGGGGCGAAUCCCAUCAGAAAGGUAGUGAAUCUGCUUCAAAACAUGAAGGCGAAGGUCGAGAAAGAAGGGGACACGGAAGAGAAAUUGUACGAAAAGUUCCAGUGCUACUGCAAAAAAAACAUUGCUGAAACAGACCAAAGCUUGAAGACAAACCAAGAGAAGUUACCGCCGCUGCAAAAGACGUUGGAAUCUACCGUCCAAGAAGCGAAUCAGCUCACUGCGCAGAUCCAGUCGGCCAAGACAGAGCGUCAGGAGGCCGAGGAGGCCCUGACGGUGGCCACGGCGAUGCGGCAGAAGGAGAAGGCGGACUUCGCGCAAAGUUCCCAGGAGCAGAAGGCCACCAUCGACUCCAUCGAACAAGCCGUCAAGGCGCUGACCAAGGGCAUGGCUUCUGCGUUCUUGCAGACGGAGGCAGCUGAGUCACUCAGGAGAUUCGCCUUCAAUAGAGAUGGGAUGGUGGAGGCUGAUCGACAGGAGCUCUUAGCCUUCCUGCAGAAUGGUGCUGACUACGUCCCGCAAAGUGGCCAGAUUCUGGGCAUGCUGAAGCACAUGGGUUCCGAGACCCAUGAAGCCAUGCUGGAAGCGCGAGAAGUGGAAGGCAAAGCUCAACAGGAGUUCAAGGACCUUUCCGCGGCGAAAACCAAAGAAAUCAAGGCCUUAACGGUCAGCAUCGAAGAGAAAAUGGAGCAGCUGGGGGAGUUGAAAGUGGCGGUGGUUCGACUGAAGUCGGGGAUCCAAGAGGCGGAAACUGCGGUCGCUGAGGACCAAAAGGUGUUGCAAAGUCUGCAUUCCAGCUGCAACAAGAAGGCUGCAGCCUGGGAUGCGCGAGUCAAGACACGUGGAGAGGAGUUGAUGGCCAUCUCGGAGACCAUGAAAAUCCUCGACGACGAUGAGAGCUUCAGGAAAGCGCUGCCGCCGAUCUCCUUCCUGCAGGUGGACUCUACCGCCACUCUCAAGGAAAGAGUCCGGAGAAGUUUGGAGGCCGUCCCUGGUGCCAAGACGGAUUUGAUCCUUUUGGCACUCCGCGGCAAGAAGAUUGGCUUCGACAAGGUGGUUCAAAUGAUCCAUUCCAUGAAGGCGACGCUGAAAAAGGAGCAGGAGAAUGAAGACAAAAAGAAGGAGUAUUGCAAGCAGCAGUUCGAUAGUUCUGAUGACAAGAAAUGGAGCCUUUUGCUCCAAGUCUCGAACAAAGAGACCAACAUUGACAGUGCCAAAGAUGCAUUGAAGAUGAUGGAAACAGAGAUCCAGGAGCUGAAAGCUGGCCUUGAGAAGCUGGACCAGGAUGUCGCCGAAGCAACCGAGCAGCGGAAGAAGGAGCACGAGGAGUUUGAGGACGUGAUGUCCAGCAACACACAGGCACAAAGCUUGUUGAAGGUGGCCAAGGAACGCAUGAUGCAGUUCUACGCGUCUCCCUCGCUUGUGGAGGUCUCUGAACAGAAAGGGCCGGAAGAGGUGCCACCCUUUCGGAUGCGUUGGGCAAUGGGCAAUGGACUGGCGGUGCUGCCAAGCCGUUCGCCUCGGGAGGUUGAGCCUUGGGAGGGCGCCGCGGCAAUGGCUCAGGAGCAUCAGGAGUAUAUCCAACAGAAGGUGAAUCCCGUUUUGGAGAAUUUGGUGACACAACUCCUGUUGGAAAGACCUGAACAGUUGGCACCAUUUAUGAUCAAAUGGCUCUCCCAAAAUUCCAAGACUCCAGCAGCUGCGGCGUUCACAGAGGGCGUCAAUGUCCUCAGCGAGCUGAAGGUGGAAAUGGAGAAGCUGCAAGAGGAGGUCAAGGACCUGGAGAAGCAGGUCCAGACAAAAUAUGGAAAUGGGAUUCAGAAUCUGGAGGAAACGGAGGAGGAGGAAGAGGUGGAUGAGCUUGAACCUCCGCCAGCGUAUUUGAAGAAAGGUCCCAGAAACUCUGUGUCAGCCGAAGCUUAUGGGCAGUUCAACCCAGAGAAGGUCUUCGUGCCACCGGUGUAUCCCAAAUCGGAGGAGCAGAAGGAGAGGUUGUCGAGUAUUUUGAAGGAUUCCUUCCUCUUUGCGGCCAUGGACUCCAAUGAAGUGGCCAUUUUGAUUGAUGCCAUGCAGGAGAAAAUUGUGGAGAACGGCACCCGGCUCAUCAAUCAGGGCGAUGACGGCGAUUGCCUCUAUGUCGUUGACCAGGGACAGAUGAAUUGCUUCAUCCGUCAAUCUGAUGGCUGUGAGCGCAAAGUAAAGGAGUGCACCGCAGGCGAUGCCUUCGGCGAGUUGGCGUUGCUGUACAACUGCCCUCGAGCGGCUUCCGUGGAAGCGGCGGAGAGGUCUGUUUUGUGGGCACUGGAUCGUGAAAGCUUCAACAACAUCGUGAAGAAAGCAGCAGUGGCUCAUCGCGAGCAGCUGGAAGAAUUCUUGCAGAGAGUUCCACUUUUGCAGACAAUGGAGGUCUAUGAGCGCAGCUCCUUGUGCGAUGCCUUGCAGCCCGUGACCUUCCGGGAAGGGGAAGUCAUCGUCCACCAGGGGGAGAUUGGCGAGACCUUCUACCUGCUGGAGGAGGGUACAGCAGUGGUAUCGAAGGUGUAUGUGCCUGGCACACCAGCAAAAGAGGUUAUGAGGUUAGGCCACGGGGACUACUUUGGCGAGUUGGCCUUGCUGAACAACGACCUGCGCGCUGCCAGCAUCACCUGUGCCUCCGCGACCUGCCGAUGCCUGGCGCUGUCGCGGCGCACCUUUGAUCGCCUGUUGGGGCCCUUGGAGGACAUCCUGCGGCGCAAUGCCACACGCUACGACUGA
Molecule: messenger RNA, 2805 nt
Organism: Cladocopium goreaui
Lineage: Eukaryota; Dinophyceae; Suessiales; Symbiodiniaceae
Source: the annotation of a GenBank genome assembly